ACGCGUAGUCGGCGAUACUCGGGGCUCUUGUCGAUGUGUGGCGAAUAGGUCAUCGCACGGAAGUCGGUUCCUUUCGUUCGGUUGGGAUAGGCUGUUCGUCCGGCGCUUCGUUCACUAGUCACUCACCAAUUCAACAUUCCAAAGGCCGGCUCCUCUUACCGCCUCUCUUCGACACUGUCCUCUGGUACUCGCUUAGCGAAUACAUAACGCCAAACGUCACCAUGUACGCUUGCACUCGAUUCAUCGCACCUCUCGCCAGGUCUACCUUGGUCUCUGGAACCAAGAACUACAUCCGGCCGUUGAGCAGUGCCGUGGUAAACCACAGCCAGACACUUCAGCAGAAUCAAGUCCAGAGCCCAGUCAGCAUCUCGCCUAUUGUGCGUAACUUCCAAACUUCCACAAUCAGUCGUGACAUUGACUCUGCUGCUAAGUUCAUUGGUGCUGGUGCAGCCACUGUUGGUGUCGCUGGAUCAGGUGCUGGAAUUGGAUCGGUGUUUGGAUCUUUAAUCAUCGGCUAUGCCAGGAAUCCGUCUCUCAAGCAGCAGCUCUUCUCGUAUGCCAUCUUGGGAUUCGCCUUGUCUGAGGCCAUGGGUCUUUUCUGCCUUAUGAUGGCUUUCCUGCUCUUGUUCGCGUUCUAAGUCACCAAUAUCGCAUAAGAAAUUGCUGAUAGUUUUAGUGCGUCACUGCCAAGACAGCGUCUCCUUGCUUCCUAUACGGGGGGCAGUAGAAGCUGUUGUUGGUACAUGGGAUGCCAUGAAAUCAUUAGAGAAGCUCACGAGUAUCUGGUUCGACGGGGUGUGCGACGGUACGACAAUGAGUGGGGUGGACAUACAACUUGGCUGUACACACGUGUUUUUGGAUAAAAUCGGACCGUCUCCCGACCCCUUCAAACCUGUUCACUGAUUUGUAAUCAUUUCAUGGUCUGCUGUUUCAUGUAGCGUAACUCACAUUGUUAUAAAGAAAAAAAAAUCAGUAUAACGAACGAAUAAAACGUUAAUGAAAGUUUAUUAAAAAAAGAAAACUAAACGACAGCCUCUUCACCUGCAUACCCGUUAUAUAUACGCACGUACGUAUGGUAUUCAACACGUUGAUAUCGUUCCAAGAGAGUAGUACUACACCUUUGAUGAUUCUCUUUUGUUACCCGGAUAUGGUUCAUUAUUGUGCCGUCGCGUGCACGUUGUUAAGGUAACUCUUGACGAAAAAAAAGGAAAAACUGUACAGUGAUAUCAAAUAAACACUUUUGUCGUGAAAUCAUUUUUUAUUGUA
Dufourea novaeangliae is the source of this 1266-nucleotide messenger RNA. It is a transcript of the gene ATPsynC, whose product is annotated as ATP synthase lipid-binding protein, mitochondrial. Gene Ontology annotation, molecular function: proton transmembrane transporter activity. NCBI's taxonomy places the organism in Eukaryota, Metazoa, Arthropoda, Insecta, Hymenoptera, Halictidae. Gene Ontology annotation, biological process: proton transmembrane transport; proton motive force-driven ATP synthesis. The transcript has 5 exons. The record is from RefSeq and is a predicted model, not a curated record. The coding region runs from base 222 to 638 and encodes 138 amino acids.